This is a messenger RNA of Bactrocera neohumeralis, 1339 nucleotides long. RefSeq lists its product as uncharacterized. Bases 113 to 1177 code for a protein of 354 amino acids. Lineage: Eukaryota; Metazoa; Arthropoda; Insecta; Diptera; Tephritidae. The record is from RefSeq and is a predicted model, not a curated record. The transcript is spliced from 2 exons.
CUGUUUACUACGUUGGUGACACACAUGGCAAUGUAGUAAACUGAAAUACUACCUUUGUUUCAUAAGCAUUAAAUAUUUCAAAAAAAAUGUAAACAAUAAAUAUAUACCAGCAAUGGAGAAAAUAAGUUUUAUUCUUGCAAAUAAUGCAAAAAUUAUGUAUUGUCUACAUAAAAAACAAAAGUGGGUAAAGUGUGCAUUAAGAGCUCACCAUAAAAUAAGGCGAUACAUGACCCUGGCAUUCCUAAAAAAAAUACAUGGGAAAUAUAGACGGUUCUGGACAUGUGUAGAAAAAUCAAGCUUCUGGGAGAAUGAUGUUCCUACUUUUAAGAACGAUAAGUUCAAAAACACUUUCCGAAUCGAUCGUUCCACGUUUCAAUAUUUGGUUGAUCGAUUGAAGAAUUUACAGAGAGCGGACACCUGUUGGAGGAAUGCUAUUUCGUUGGAAAAGCGAAUUGGUAUCGCGCUUUAUUCAUUAGCUUCAUCAGCAGAGUAUAGAACAGUGGCAAGCUUAUUUGGAAUUGGUAGAACAACAGUAGGAGAAAUAGUUCUUGAGGUGUGUAGAGAGAUUGUGUUUGAAAUUGUUAAUGGUUUUGAAUUAUUGGGGUUCCCUCAAUGCUAUGAAGCGAUUGACGGAUGUCACAUUGAAGUGAAACCUCCAAAAGGUGAAGCUUCAGAUUAUUUCAAUUUUAAAGGAUGGUAUUCAACAAUUCUCUUUGCUGCUGUAAACUAUCGUUAUAGGUUCACCUACAUAAACAUAGGAGUACAGGGAAGAUGUAACGAUUCUUCCAUUUUUGAAUGCUCGGCAUUAAAGGCUUAUCACAUAAAUAAUGUGCUAUUUGCAAGACAUUUCAAAUUCAUUGAAGGUGUAAAGGUACCGAUUUUACUUAUUGCGGAUUCAGCGUUUAAACUUUCGCCAUACGUAAUGAAACCGUUUCCGUUUUCAGUUGACCAAAUAGAAGGUGAAAAAAUGUUCAACAAGAAAUUAUCUUCUUGCCGUCGCGUUGUUGAAAACGCAUUUGGUCAUCUGAAAGCUCGAUUUCGCAAAAUUGGGAAAGGUUUGGAAGUUAACAUAAAAAAUGUGAACACAAUUAUAAAAGCAUGCUGUAUUAUGCAUAAUAUUUGCAACAACAGAAACGAUAACAUCAAUCAGGGUUGGAUUCAGCAGUCAGAUUUCUAAAGUACAAGGCAGCAGCCCCAAAGAAGCAGUUCCGUAAGUGAUACAAACAACAGUGGAAUUGCUGUAAGAAACGCUUUAAUGACUAAUUUUAUUACCCAUUAGUAUAAUUGUUCUCAAGUACCAUACAAAUGUACAAAAUAAAAGAAAUAUGUUUAAAAUAAA